GCUCUCUCAGUGCUCUCUCUCCUCCAGCUCCUGCCGGCCGACCCGCGCCGCUGUCCGGCCACACGCCCACACAAGCCCCCGCCAGGGUGGGGUGACACCAGCCGGACACGACGAGACUCACACUAACAAGCCUGAACGCUUGCUGAGGGGAGGAAAAAAAUAAAAAAAGCAGCAGCAUCUCAUAUAACUCUUGGUGCUUUUUAGUUUUCAAAGGUUUCAUAUACAUCAACCUCCGGACUGAGGAAACAUGUAAAACCAAUCCCGGAUCUGGACAAGCUGCGCCCUUGUGAGCCGGACCCCGUUAGGAUCCCGUUAGGUUUCAAGAGAGGAGACGCGGACUGCGCCGUGGACUUAAGACGGAGACCCAUUUUUUUGUUUCAGGGUGGAAGCGGGCAUUUUUGACGCUGCUUUUCUAACAGAAAAAACACCAAAGAUGCUGUCGGGGCUGACCGAGUGGUUCUGGGAGGAACGGCUGUGGUUUCCAGAGGGUCUGGGCUGGGCCGACCUGGUGGAUCGGGAAGGACGGGUAUACGCGAAACCCCGUGAUUUAUGGGUCGCACUUCCCAUCGCUCUGGUGUUCCUCAUCAUCAGACAGAUCUUUGAAAGGACAGUGGCUACACCCUUGGCCUCUUUACUUGGAGUGAAAGAGACUGUGCGGCUCAAAGUCUCACACAAUCCCACACUGGAGUCUUACUACUGUAAUAUUACCAAAAUCCCUAGCCAGUCUUCAGUAGCAGGUCUUUGCAAGCAGACGGGCUACUCGGAAAGACAAGUGCAACGAUGGUUCAGAAGACGAAGGAACCAAGACAGACCGAGUUUACUGAAAAAGUUUCGAGAGGCCAGUUGGAGAUUUACCUUUUACCUUCUUGCUUUCAUUGCUGGCCUGGGCGCCCUCAUCGAUAAACCUUGGCUGUAUGACAUGAAGGAGAUGUGGGAAGGCUUUCCAGUGCUGACUCUCCUGCCAUCUCAGUAUUGGUACUAUAUGAUUGAGUUGGGUUUCUACGGCUCUUUACUCUUUAGCGUGGCUUCAGAUGUCAAACGCAAAGACUUCAAGGAGCAGAUAGUUCACCAUGUAGCAACCAUCCUCCUAAUCAGCUUCUCUUGGUGUAUGAACUACAUUCGUGCUGGGACACUCAUCAUGCUGGUGCACGACUCCUCUGAUUACUUUCUGGAGUCUGCAAAGAUGUUCAACUAUGCUGGGUGGCGAAAUGCUUGUAACUAUAUCUUCAUUGUAUUUGCUGCUGUCUUCAUCGUCACUCGCCUCAUCAUCUUUCCCUUCUGGAUCAUUUACUGUACGUGGGUGUACCCAGUGACCAUUUACGACCCCUUCUUUGGCUACUACUUUUUCAACGGACUGCUGAUGACUCUGCAGUGUCUACACAUCUUCUGGGCCGUUCUCAUCAUCCGUAUAGCACUCCGCUUCCUCACCCACAAUGAAAAAGUGGACGAUGACAGAAGUGAUAAAGAUGAAACGGACGAAUCAGAAGAGGGGGAAGAAAAUGUAGAAGAUAUUAAGCAUGUAAAGAAAAAUGGACCUGUGCAGAACGGUCAUGCAGUCCACAACAACAACCACAGCAAGACGGAGUGAAAGCAAAUGUCAGAACAGAAAGCAAGAAGGACUCAUAUCCCUCUGAGGGGGAGCAACAAGGGUGGGAUGGAUGAAAAGAGAGAAAGAAGAAGGGAUGUGGGCGGAAGGGGGCAAGUAUUCCCUGAAACUAAAAACAGCAGGUAUCUUAGAAAAAUUGACACUGUUGCGUUUACACAAACACAUGCUCAUUCAGACGUACUUUUAGAGGGCACAGAGAUCCAGCUGAUAGUAUACACUACACAGUGUCAUGGUGUUUUUCUUUGUCAUCAGAAAAAAAAUAUUGCCUUUGAUAUUAUUCCCAAAAAUGCCAUUAAUACAGGAGAGAAAACAGAGAGGAGCAAAGUGUGGAGGAGAAACAGGAAGGGGGUGAUGCUGCUUCUACUUAAGCUUUUGUGUUUUAACUGUGCCUUAGAGCCAGCUGAUGGCUGCUUUAAAAAAAGAAAAGAAAAAAAGUAUUUCAAACCUCGCCACUUUUGAAAUGAUGUUGCUUUUUUUCUACAGAAAGAACAAAACAAAGUGGAUAUUCAUUUUAUGAAGUUCAGAUUAUGGGGCAUUUAUUUCCCUUUUUCUGUCUAUGCAACUAUGUAACUCUUCAGCUAUUGCAACAUCUUUGCACAAACAUGAGGUCAUAUUCUGCAGCAGGACUGUGUGCCUAUGCUCUCUUGUGCAGCUUGUGCCAUUUAAGAAGUAUUCUAUUCGGUGUUAAUCCAGUCGAGCUUAUUUUGUGCGAGUCCCACUUCCAAAAGGGAUGCCGUUCUCACUUCCUUUUUGUUAAAGCCAAGAGCGGUAGACAUAAAUCCAUGUACCGCCUGGGACUGAGAACUCACAGUUACCAGAUACAUUUCAAGCAGCACGUUUCUGUUGCCACAUACUGAAAAGAGAUGAGUCAGUGUAAACAUUGUGAAGGUUUUUCUGUGGAAUUUAUUUUGUCGUUAUUUUUGAGAGGCAGAUUUCCUCAGCUCACUGCCUAAUAGAUGAGGUUAUAUUCAUUGACCUGGCUCAGAAUUUUAGGUCUUGAUUUAAACAAUGAUUUUAAGUAUGAUUUUUUUUAUUUUUUUUGUCUGUAAUAGGUUUACAGUCAUGUUAUUUCAUGUUUUACUUUUUUUUUCUUUUUCAAAGAAAACUGUUGUAUUGGUUUCGAAGGUUUGAAGGUUUAUGAAAUAACAAGCGGUCCAGUUUUGUUGUCACACUUUUAUGUAUUUGUAUGUCAAGUGCCUUAUCUGUAAUGAACAGGGAGCGCUCCUGUCUUUAUGUCCUCUCCUUUUCUUUCCUGUUUCCACAUCACAUCGAUGACUUUCACCUCCAAGUUCUGAACAUGCUCCCUCCUCACUGUUUCUUUCAACACUUGCUUCUCUUGUUUAAGAACCACCUUUUUAAAGUGACUCAUUCCACUACCAGAUUCUCUUUUACUAAUCCUGACCAACCAGCAACCUUUUUUUCACCAGUGAUACAGAGGAAACAGCUGUGUCCUAAUGACAGUGUUGUAUUAUUAUUAUUUUGUAUUUUUGUUGUUUAUUGAUGCCCAAGUAUUGUUAUUAAUGAUAAAAGAUCAUAAAUUACAAUGAAAGCAUU
Cololabis saira (Pacific saury) is the source of this 3160-nucleotide messenger RNA. It is a transcript of the gene cers2b, whose product is annotated as ceramide synthase 2b. The transcript is spliced from 11 exons. Gene Ontology annotation, cellular component: membrane. Gene Ontology annotation, molecular function: sphingosine N-acyltransferase activity; DNA binding. Lineage: Eukaryota; Metazoa; Chordata; Actinopteri; Beloniformes; Belonidae. The coding region runs from base 434 to 1588 and encodes 384 amino acids. The record is from RefSeq and is a predicted model, not a curated record. Gene Ontology annotation, biological process: ceramide biosynthetic process.